AUGCUUUCAAUCAUUUUCACAUUGAUUGUAGCACCGGUUACUCUGGGUAUAAUAGGGGAUGAUUUAGCCCCUUAUCGAUGGAAUCUGGUACCAAAACCACUUUUGAAAAGGCUAUGCAAUCUAGAUGACUCAUUGCCUGUUUGCGCUUGGAAGCGGCACAAUCACGCUAGAAAGCCCGCUUUCUCAAAAUGGCAAAUAUGUCGUGAUCAUCCUGAAUUGAAUCUAUGCAAAUGGCAUAAUGGAGGUAUGGUGACAUCUCCUGUUCCAUUUACAACAACUGCAAAAACUGAAAAUUCUGCUGAAGCACCACCAACAUCUGAAGAGUCUAUUUUUGUGAAUGAACCAGAUAUGAUGCUUUCUUCAAAAUGGUCAAACGCUGAAAUUCUUCAAAAAACAGUUCAAAAGGAAUUAAAAACUGAACCAAAUCGAUUCGAAGGACGACUUCAUCGUGAAUCAGAUUCCCAUGAACCAUCAGAAUCUGGCGAUGAAAAAUUCGAUGAAUCAAUAAUGUCAGCUAAUGAAGAUGUAUUUUCAGCAUAAUUCCUCAAGCCAGUGCGAUCCCAGACAGUGCAUUUCCAUUUCCUCUGAUUACGGUUAAUACAUUAUCAAUUAUAUCUAGCUCAAUCUUAUACUGAUUCAAAAAUGAAAAAAAAACCGUUUAUUUUAUUGUGUAAUUUUCGAAAUAAUGAUGAAUGAAUAAGUUACCACU
Caenorhabditis elegans is the source of this 709-nucleotide messenger RNA. RefSeq lists its product as uncharacterized. The transcript is spliced from 4 exons. Bases 1 to 540 code for a protein of 179 amino acids. The record is from RefSeq and is marked reviewed. NCBI's taxonomy places the organism in Eukaryota, Metazoa, Nematoda, Chromadorea, Rhabditida, Rhabditidae.